CACUAAAGACUCCCCCAAAGAGGCAACAGAUUCUUGGUGGACAAUCUCAUAUCCCCUCCUGGGAACAUGAUGAAAAAUGUCUUUGGAAAAAUAGCUUUAUGAAGGCCAGAGGAACUUUAUGUACCAGCAAGACAUGUCCGAAAGCUCCUCAGGUCGAAACUCAAGCAGUCAGAUUUGCCCGUCUAGUUCAUCGUACUGCUCUGGUCCCAGUGAGUCACACACUUGGUCAGCUCUGUCAAGGAACAGAACACUUCAUCCACAUUCGGAUUCUGGAAUAUCAUCCCCGCUUCCAUCAGACUCUUGUAAGUACCUUACUUGGCACAAGGUAGAACAACAUGACAUUCAAGGAAGUCAACUGCGUUGCCCAAGAGUAAGAGAAGGACCCUCCACAGAAGAGCUGCUCUUCAGACAGGAGGAGUGCACCCGGCCUGCUGGGAAAAGAGUCCUUGAAAAAAACAAAUGGGAAACAUGGCUACAAGAAAAUUGGGAGGACUGCACGAAUUUGAACCUUUCAUUUCAGGAUUUGGGGGACCCUUAUCAAGUUGCAAAUUUUAACAGAAUUCUUAGAAGACUAAUUCGAGUUGAAACCCUCUGGUUAGUGGAUAAUUCACUGGUGGACUUAAGUGCCACAAAAUUGCCAAGAUGCAGGGUUUUAAAUAUGAACAAAAACCAUCUCACAUCUUUCAAACAAUUGCCAAAGAUACCUCAGAUACAGCAUUUAUCCUUGGCCGAAAACCACAUUGAGUCUCUGACUGGGCUCUCAAGUUUAUGCUGCACUCCACUAGAAUCCCUUACGCUCAAGAGGAACCCUUGUGAGUUUCACCAAAAUUACCGGAAACGAGUGUUUUCCUGUUUGCCAAACUUAAAAAUGCUGGACGGAAUUCCGAAGCUACCAGAAGAUUCUUCACCACCAGAAGCCAAUAUGUUUUCAAAAAUGUGUAUUAUAUCAUAAUGCAAUUUGUAUAAAAAGAAAGCAAUCACUAUUGUUUCUAAAAACUCAUAAAUACAGGAGAUACAUAUUGUCAUAUUAUCAAUAUGUCACUUACCAUGUAUAUAUCAUAUAUAUGAUAUAUUUAUAUAUUGCUUUCCUUUAAAUUAGUGAUCUCCAGUUUUGUUUUAUUUUUAAAGAUUUUAUUUACUUAUUUGACAGAGAGAGAGAGAGAUCACAAGUAGGCAGAGAGGCAGGCAGAGAGAGAAGGGGAAGCAGGCUCCCUGCUGAGCAGAGAGCCUGAUGCGGGGCUCGAUCCCAGGACAUUGGGAUCAUGACCUGAGCUGAAGGCAGAGGCUCUCCACCCAGGCACCCUCCAGUUUUUAAUUCCAUACUCCAACAGUAUAUUUGAAGUAUUCACACUUCAAAUAAAUUUUGAACAUACACAUAUAAUUUUUAUUUAGAAAUCUUAUACCUAAAAUACUAGAGAAAUAUAUAAUGAAUAUUUUAAACAUUAAAAGAGAGAUCUUUAAGUGAUGGCAUAAAAAUUUAACAUAAAUAAAAGCUCUAAGUCUUCCUCCAUACUCCAGGGACUCAUCUUUCCAGCCUCAAGGCUAUAAGUCUUUUACUUUGAGAGUACUGCUUCAAAUAUCUGGGCCUAUCAAAAGCAAGAGAGACAACUGUGUGAUUUUAAGCCACAUGUUUGGAUUCUCCAUUUUGAACAUUCUGUCAAUCAUUAGUGACUUUGAUACAACAGAAAUUUAGGAAGGUCCCAGGCCAUUCAUUAAAUAUUUAGAAAAUAAACAAUAAUGGUAAAUCUUCUUUAUGUUCAGAGACUUUCAUAAAUUCAACUUUAAAGCUGCCUUCCCUAUAUAUUAAAGGGAAAGAAUACAAUUAAAUUUAAUUGCUUUCAAAAUUUAGAGAAAGGUCAACAAUUAGAUCAACUUCUGAUCUUAUUUUUAUUAUUUAUAAAGAUUAACUUUGUUGCAGAACUAACACUUUUCCAAGAUGGUUCUUCAAUUAGAUGCUUACUACCAUGAAAUAAAAUAUUUUCUGGAUCAUCCUGCUAUGAGUGAAAACUGCUUAUAAAAUUAUACAACAAAGAAUCUAACAAGACCAAGAUAAAGUUCCUUCUCUCAAGACUUAUGAAUGACUAAAGUAGACAACACACACAUAAGAUCUAAAAUAUAUUAUAAAUAUUAUGGGAGGAAGUGGAAGGAAAAUAUUUAGUUUUAAAUUAUGGGAAGCCCUUUUGAGGACUUUAUAGAAAAGAUAAUUUGAGAUGGAUGUUAAAUAGUAACAGAUCUCUCCAGGUAGCAAAUAGUAGCAGGUUGUAUCAGUCAGAAACAUGACACGAAAAGGGGCAAAAAGGGCACCUGGGUGGCUCAGUCAGUUAAUUAUCUGACUCUUCAUUUUUGCUCAGGUCAGGAUCUCACGGCUUGUGGGAUCCAGCCCCGCAUCAGGCUGUGGGCUCAGUGAGGAGUCUGCAAUAGAGUCUCUCCCUCUGCCCUUCCCCUGCCACCAUGCAUGUGCAUGUGUCCUCUCUCUUUCACACCACUCCCCCCCCUCUAUAUAUAUGUAUAUUUAUCUAUAUAUAAGCAUAUAUUAGUUAUAUAAUUGUAAUAUAUAAUAAAUAUAUGAUAAUAAAUCAUAAUUCUUAGUAAUAUAAUUAUUUAUAAAUAUUAAAAUUAUUGAAUCAAUUUAUAAUUUAUAAUUCUAUAAAUAUAUGAAUAUAAAUAUAUAUAUCUAUGGAAAUAUAGAAAGAGAGAGAGCAAGAGAGAGAGAAAAGGGGCAUAAAGUUCAGAAAGCAUACAUCAAUUAGGAAUGGGCAGGCUGCAAAAGUCAAAGCAGAUUGACAAUAGCUUAAAAAAACAGUAAUAAUAACAGCUAUAAUUUUUGAACACCUACUCUGUAUCAGGCACAGCACAAACACUGUACAUUCAUUAUUUAUAUCCUUAAAAAACUAUGAGGGUCUAACUGUUCUCACUUCACUAGGAGGGAUAUCUGAGGCUCAGAGAGGUUAAAUAGUUUGGUUAAGGUGACACAGGUAGGCCACACAACUAUCAUAUGACAAAGGCAAGGUUCAAAGCCUGAACACUUUUCAACACCCUUGUUGCAUCUUCUAAUAACAUAGUUCUAAUUUAAAAAUUCAAGAUAAUAUUUUGUGUUUCCAGGGAUAGUACCAUCUCUCAGACAUCAUCAUAAAUACCAGUAUUUAACCACAAUCAGAUAUUCUCCAUUCCUUUAACAUACCCCAAACCUUCCUUGUUCAGGUCUUUCCUUCCUUCUGCAAUACUUUUCCCUGGAGGGUAACCCUAAGAAAAUCCUUCCUCCUUUCAAUACUUAUUCCAAAUACUAUUUCCUCUAAAAAAUCUUCCCUCAUCCUUUCAAUCAGAUGUUUCCUUUGCAGUUCCAAAGUACUUAAAAAAAUCUUGGUCUUAGGGCACAUUUUCUUAAUAAUACCUCCACUUGAUUUUUAUUUAAAUGUAUACCUUGCCUGCUUCCCUAAAAGGGCUGUAAUCAUGAAAUAAGAAAACAGAUACAGGAGCACCUGAGUGGCUCAGUGGGUCAGGCCUCUGCCUUCGGCUUGGGUCAUGAUCUCAGGGUCCUGGGAUUGAGCCCCACAUUGGGCUCUCUGCUCAGCAGGGAGCCUGCUUCCCCCACUCUCUCUGCCUGUCUCUCUGCCUACUUGUGAUCUCUGUCUGUCAAAUAAAUAAAUAAAAUCUUAAAAAAAAAAAGAAAGCAGACACAUUGCAUUUUAGAUGUUUAUGCAUAUAUCCUUCUGCUUCUCUAAAUCUAAAGGUAGGAAAACAUCGUCUGUAAAGAACUAGAGAAGAAAUAUUUUAGGCUUUGUUGGUCAUAUGGUCUCUGUCAUAACUGCUCAACUCUGCCAUUAUGAUGCAAAAGCAGCCAUUGAUCAUAUGUAAUGAAUGGGUGUGGUUGUGUCCUAAUAAAACUUUAUUUACAAAAUG
Molecule: messenger RNA, 3900 nt
Organism: Mustela lutreola (European mink)
Lineage: Eukaryota; Metazoa; Chordata; Mammalia; Carnivora; Mustelidae
Product: protein phosphatase 1 regulatory subunit 7-like
Exons: 7
Coding region: 119-952 (277 amino acids)
Molecular function (GO): protein binding
Source: RefSeq, a predicted model, not a curated record